Messenger RNA from Mangifera indica (mango), 2025 nucleotides. RefSeq lists its product as uncharacterized. NCBI's taxonomy places the organism in Eukaryota, Viridiplantae, Streptophyta, Magnoliopsida, Sapindales, Anacardiaceae. The record is from RefSeq and is a predicted model, not a curated record. Bases 198 to 1664 code for a protein of 488 amino acids. The transcript is spliced from 15 exons.
UUUUAUGUUCAUCAAAGCUAGGAACAAACAGCUGCAUUGUCCAUUAAUGGCGCUCAGUAAACCUGAAACGCCGUCGUUUCGUUAAGUCUCGGAACUUCGAGUUAAUUGGAUUGAGAGGAAGAAGGCGAAGGAGAAGGAGAAGUUGAAGAAGAUGAGCUGGAGAAGAGUGUUGAAGUCCGUACAGCCUGUGCUUGCACAUGGCCUUCUCUUCACUUUCACGCUAUUGCUUGUUCUCAAACUCGAUCACGUCGUUUCUUACUCCUGGUGAGAGUUUCAAGCUGUGCACGUGUGGGUCAGAUUGGAGGAGGAUUCAGCCAUCAAAUAUAUAUUAUGAUAUAGCCAUCAGAAUGAGCCUGUGUACAUAUAAGUUUUGGAGGAUGGUGUUCUUUCCCAUUUGGAUAUUUCAUGCAGUUGCUGCUCGAGGAAGAUUCUCAUUACCUGCUCCAUCAGUUCCACAUAAUCGUCAUUGGGCUCCUUGCCAUUCCAUUGUUGCAACACCAUUGCUUAUUGCAUUUGAACUGCUCCUUUGUAUAUAUCUUGAGAGUGUAUAUGUUCAAGGUAUGCCAGCUGUCAAUUUGAAGAUUGUCUUUCUUCCCCUUUUGGCAUUUGAAAUGAUUGUCCUAAUAGAUAAUUUAAGAAUGUGUAGAGCUCUUAUGCCAGGAGAUGAAGAAAGGAUGAAUGAUGAAGCAAUAUGGGAGGCACUGCCUCACUUUUGGGUUGCAAUUUCCAUGGUCUUCUUUGUAGCUGCUACAGUCUUAACCCUCCUAAAGCUAUGCGGUUAUAUAGGUGCUCUUGGCUGGUGGGACUUGUUUAUAAAUUUUGGAAUUGCAGAAUGCUUUGCUUUUCUUGUCUGUACAAAGUGGUCUAAUCCUGUAAUUCAUCGAAAUCGUCGCACAGUACAAUCUAGCUCAUCUUCUAUGACGAUUAGAUAUCUUGACUGGAAUAGUGGCUUAGUAGUUGCUCCAGAUGAAGAUCAGAACCAGGAUAGACUGUGUGGCCUGUCAGAUAUCGGUGGCCACAUUAUGAAAAUUCCAAUAAUAGGAUUUCAGAUCCUCCUUUGUAUGCGUUUAGAGGGUACACCUGCCGGUGCUAGAGAUAUACCACUUCCGAUCCUUUUCUCUCCACUUUUCCUGCUGCAAGGUGCUGGUGUCCUAUUUGCUGCAUCUAGAUUGGUUGAGAAAAUUGUACUUUUAUUACGAAGUGGAGCUGGCACAGGAAUAUAUUUUAGAUUUUCUGCAAGAGCUCAUGAUUGCUUGGGGUUCUUGCACCAUGGUUCCAGAUUAUUGGGUUGGUGGUCAAUUGAUGAAGGAAGUCGAGAAGAACAUGCUCGACUUGUCCAUGAGAGUGCUUCUGGGUAUAACACUUUCUGUGGUUAUCCACCUGAAAUAGUGAAGAAAAUGCCCAAAAAGGAUCUUGCUGAAGAGGUAUGGAGACUCCAAGCAGCACUUGGUGAGCAGACAGAGAUCACGAAAUAUAGCCAGCGGGAGUUUGAAAGACUUCAAAAUGAAAAAGUGUUAUGUCGAGUUUGCUUUCAGGCAGAGAUAAACGUAGUUUUGCUUCCAUGUAGGCAUCGCAUCCUUUGUAGCACCUGCUGUGAUAGAUGUAAAAAAUGCCCGAUUUGCCGUGUCACUAUUGAGGAGCGGUUGCCUGUAUAUGAUGUUUAAUUUCUAACUAUUUUGAACUACUGGACAGCAGGGAGGAGAUCAAACAACACCAUCAGGAAAAAUGGUUCUACAGUUUUUACUGAAAUUUUUAUUCUAGUAGUGUUUGUGUUUGUUUAAUUCUGACAUAAAGCUAACUACAGGAGAUAUAGAGAAUGCAGGCACCAUGAUUUACAUGAUUAGUUUCUAUCUUUUUCUCAGUUUGUAUUUUUUAGAAAUUGUAAAUAUAUAAUGUUUUGUCAAUUGAAGUUGUAAUUGUUAGCUUGAAAAUUUGCUCGGUGUUUACUGUUAACAGAAGAUAAAGAAAUAAUGGUUUGAAUUAGAAAUAAAGGGAAACUUUAUCUGGAUUGAUCGGAUAGGUAAA